Molecule: messenger RNA, 1374 nt
Organism: Cladophialophora immunda
Lineage: Eukaryota; Fungi; Ascomycota; Eurotiomycetes; Chaetothyriales; Herpotrichiellaceae
Exons: 2
Coding region: 258-1202 (314 amino acids)
Source: RefSeq, a predicted model, not a curated record
GGCUACCGACCAGAUCGACCCCUCCAACCUGCCCUCUUUCCUGAUCGUCAGCGAAGGCCGAAGCGCGAGGACAUGACUAACACUCACUCCUCAGACCCUCCCUUGACGCCCGAAAAUGGCAAAGACAUGGUUACCUAAUGUAACGAAGUGGUCGGGACCGUUGAAAGAAAAGCUUUUGCAUGAAUUCUUUCCAAGGGAUUUGCCUAUAUAAGAGCAGCGUGUAAAACCCGAAACUGGCUUUCAAGAAUACCUUCAAAAUGGCCCAGAAAAUCAUUACUGUCUUUGGAGCUACGGGCAACCAAGGUGGCAGCACGGCCUCUGCUAUUUUCAAUAACCCUAGCUUGUCUUCCAAGUACAAGGUUCGCGCCAUUACUCGCGACACAUCCAAGCCAGCAGCGCAAGCUCUUGCGUCCAAGGGCGCCGAACUAGCCAAAGCCGACAUCAACGAUAUCGAAAGCGUUAAAGCUGCUGUCGCUGGUUCAUAUGGUGUGUUUGCUGUCACAAAUUAUUGGGAGACGCAGUCCAAAGAUGCCGAGAUUAAGCAAGGCAAGAAUAUCGUCGAUGCGUGCAAGGCCGCCGGCGUCAAGCACUUGGUUUGGUCGACCUUGCCACAUGUGACUAAGUUGACUCACGGCGAGCUUACCAAAGUCGAGCACUUCGAAUCCAAGGCUGAAGUGGCAGAAUAUGCGGAGCAGGUCAAAGGCGACAUGAUGGUUUCGUACUACAUGCCGGGGUAUUUCAUGUCCAACCUCAAGACUCAAAUCAAGCCAGAUGAACAGACUGGGGUGCUCACGCUUACUCUACCGUGGAAUCCUCAGAAUACAUGGGUGCCUUUGAUCGACAUUCAGAGCGACACGGGGUUGUUCACGGUGGGCCUCCUCGAAGCUGGGUCGGCGGCCAAUGGAGUCUAUGUCCAUGGUGUCGGCGAGUGGGUGCACCCUCAGGAAAUUGUGGACACGCUCUCGAAGCUCAAGGGCAAAGAGAUCAAAUUUGUCGAACAACCCGCUACUGUCGAGUCCGCUGCGAAAAUCGGGAACAAGAUUGCAGAGGAGUUGGCACAAAAUAUGAUGCUGAUCCGAGACUGGAGCUACUACGGCAAAGGAACCGAGAAGACCCAGGCUGAGAGCGACAAAUACUUGGUUCCUGGCUCGAAAAAGGUUUCGUGGAGGGAAUUUGCUGAGCAAGCUAAGUGGCCGUUCUAGGCUGAAGAGGAUCUUAAUCCAAGUGUGUCGUCCAGCCGGAAUCAAGGUAAACGGCCAAUUGCAUGGACUAUGGAAAGCAUGGAGGGAAAAAAGGAUCCUUUACAAGCCCUGAAAAGGCAUUUCAAGAAAAUCAUCAACUAUUGAUCAUGUGGCUCUGUCUUCGCCUUUGACU